AUGGGAAGGGAAAUUGUUCGUAAAGAGUCUCCUAGGAAACCUGGAGGACGCAGUAGAUUGUGGAACAAUGAUGAUGUCAUUGAUGUAUUAGCAAAAAUUACUUAUCCCACAAAGUUGAAGGAACUCAAUCUUAGUUAUUCAGAGCACCUAACCUGUACGCCUGACUUCACAGGGCUCCUGAAUCUUGAGAAACUGAUUCUCAUUGGUUGUAAAAGUUUGGUUGAAGUCCAUGAAAAUAUUGAUCGACUUAAGAAACUUGUGUGGUUGGAUCUAAGUGGUUGCCACAGUCUCAAGAAUCUUCCGAGCAGUUUAAGUAAAUUGCCAUCUCUUAAAAUACUUGAUAUUUCUUACUGCCAAGAAAUUGGAAAAUUGCCGAUGGGAAUGAGGAAAUUGAUUUCUUCUAAUGGUUUAUGCUUCUUAAAGGAAGUGAUUUUGAAAGGAUGCAAUCUAACAGAUAAUGAUAUACCUGAUGAGUUUUGGUUGUUGUACUCUUUGAAAUCACUGAAUCUUGGGAAGAACUAUUUUGAGAGCCUUCCAUCUAGCAUUGGCCAACUUUCACAACCUCAAAAUUUGGAUGUGAGGGAUUGCAAGAGACUCAAAUCGCUUCCAAUGCUUCCAUCAAGUUUGCAUUCUCUUGAUGCAUCAUUUUGCUUCAAGUUGGAAAGGUUACCAAAUUUGUCAAAAUUAAAGCAACUAACAAUGCUACAUCUUUCAUGUUGUGAAAAGCUGACUGAAAUUGAGGGCUUAGAGGGUUUGAUAUCUGCAGAAGGUAUACAAUUAGAUAAAUGCAACAAUUUGAAAAGCUUUGUCGAGAAGAGAAUCUUUCAAGUACUCUCCUCUCUCUCUCUCUUAGGUAGCGUUUGUUAACGUUUCUGUUCCAGAAACGACGUUUCGUUGUCAAAAAUGGAAAGUUUAGUUUUUGUGUCAAGA
This is a messenger RNA of Macadamia integrifolia, 930 nucleotides long. Its product is annotated as disease resistance protein RUN1-like. Lineage: Eukaryota; Viridiplantae; Streptophyta; Magnoliopsida; Proteales; Proteaceae. Gene Ontology annotation, molecular function: protein binding. The record is from RefSeq and is a predicted model, not a curated record. The transcript is spliced from 2 exons. The coding region runs from base 1 to 867 and encodes 288 amino acids.